This is a messenger RNA of Capsicum annuum, 1125 nucleotides long. Its product is annotated as transcription termination factor MTERF5, chloroplastic. Bases 1 to 1125 code for a protein of 374 amino acids. Gene Ontology annotation, biological process: regulation of DNA-templated transcription; chloroplast organization. The transcript has a single exon. Gene Ontology annotation, cellular component: chloroplast. Gene Ontology annotation, molecular function: double-stranded DNA binding. NCBI's taxonomy places the organism in Eukaryota, Viridiplantae, Streptophyta, Magnoliopsida, Solanales, Solanaceae. The record is from RefSeq and is a predicted model, not a curated record.
AUGAUGUUUGUCAAACCUCAAGCUAUAUCUUCUGCUCUAUUAUUCAAAUUUGACCUUAAUGCUCUUCUCUUUCAUUACUCAACAGCUGCAGCAACUGCCCGGACCCAUUUGUUAGUGAAGUACCUAAUCAAUUCACUAGGGUUCUCCAAACAAGAAGCUAUUUCUGCCUCUGCAAAGGUAGGUUACCGUAUUAAAACCUUCAACAAUCCUGAUUUAUCAGUCAAUUUCUUGAAACAGACAGGUUUUAACGACGCCCACAUCAAAAUCUUGGUUUCCAAGUCCCCGGACUUGCUAUUCUAUGAUGUUGAAAAUACCCUUAAACCCAAAUUGCACUGUCUUUCUGAAAUUGGGUUAUCCGGUUCCGAUUUAGUCAAUGUCCUUCUAAAAGAUUGGGAAUUUGUGGACAGGGGAUUGGAUAAUUGUAUAAAACCCCUUUUAAAUUGUCUUAGAAAUGUAUUGGGUAGUGAUGAAAAUGUGGUUACGGUUAUAAAGAGAUGUUCUUCGUUGAUGAGUUAUAAUAAUCAUGAAACUAUGGAGGCCAAUCUGAGUUUAUUGAGGUCAUUUGGCUGUUCAAAUGAUAAGAUCAAGAAUUUUGUGCUUAAACGUCCCAACUUUCUUAAACUAAGUACCAAAAAGCUUGAUGAAAUGCUGCAUAGGGUGGAAAAAGAAAUUGGCGUUUCUCCUGAUUCGCCACUGUUUCUUCACAUCGUUAAUGUGCUUGCUGGCUUGAGUCAAGAUACUGUAAACAAGAAAAUUGGAAUCUUCAAGAGUUUUGGGUGGUCUGACACCGAUAUUCUCACCAUGUUGCAAAAGCUACCUUACUGUGUAGCCCGAUCAGAGACACGGAUUCAAACUGCAUUGACAUUUUUGAUGAAAGAAGUCAGCUACAAAUCUAUUUACAUCGCUUCUCACCCUUCGCUUUUAACAUACAGUUUGGAGAAGCGGCUGAAACCCAGGUAUGAAAUGUGGAAACUUGUCAAUGAAAAGAAUCUGAUAAAGAAUAGGCCGAAGUUUUACAGUGUUAUGACAUGGCCUGAAUCAAAGUUUUUGGAAAAAUAUGUCCUGCCUGUCAAAGGUGAACUGCCUGACUUUUAUGAUUUGUACAUCAAGAGGACAGGAAAAUAG